AACCCAACUGUUCGGCCCUUAUCCAAGCUUGUUGGAAAAGAUUGAACAGGAGACGUGGAGGGAAACCGGAAUCUCGUUUGUUACCUCUGUCACAAGACUUGUUGAGCGAAUUCUGGAUUACAGGGACUGCAUGAAAGGAGAUGAGAUGGAGAACAAGAAAAUUGGSGGUUCUGUCAACCUCAUGAACUUCUAUAAGUCAGAGGUGAACAAGGAGGACAUGUACAUUCGUUACAUCCACAAACUGUGUGACCUCCAUCUCCAAGCUGAGGACUUUACAGAGGCAGCGUUCACCCUGCUGCUGUACUGGGAGCUGCUGCAGUGGGAGGACCGGCCCCUGAGAGAUUUCCUCCAUUACCCCUGUCAGAGUGAGUGGCAACGCAAGGAGAACCUGAGCCGGAAAAUCCUCCAUCACUUCAACAAGGGGAAGUGCUGGGAAUAUGGGAUCUCUCUCUGCCGGGAGCUGGCGUUCCAAUAUGAGACUUUAUAUGAUUAUCAGAGCCUCAGCUGGAUACGGAAAAUGGAGGCAGCUUAUUAUGACAACAUCAUCGAACAGCAGAGGAUUGAACCGGAGUUCUUCAGAAUGGGCUUCUAUGGCAGGAAGUUUCCUUUUUUUCUCAGAAACAAGGAGUUUGUCUGUCGCGGUUACGACUACGAGCGGCUCGAGGACUUCCAGCAAAGGAUGCUGGGGGAAUUUCCACAAGCCAUUGCCAUGCAGCACACUAACCUACCGGACGACACCAUCCUGCAGAGUGAUGCGCAGUACCUGCAGAUCUAUGCUGUGACUCCAGUGUCGGACAUCUCAGAUGUGCCUCAGCUGGAGCGCGUGCCCGAGAGGAUCAAGAGUUUCUACCGCAUCAACAACGUCAGUCGCUUCCACUACGACAGGCCCUUUCACAAGGGGCCCAAGGACCGCGAGAACGAGUUCAGGAGCCUGUGGAUCGAGAGAACAACCCUGAUCCUGUCUCGUCCUCUGCCCGGGAUCGCCCGCUGGGCUGAGGUGGAAAGAAGAGARGUGGUGGAGGUGAGCCCUCUGGAGAACGCCAUCUAUGUGGUGGAGAAUAAAACCCAGGAGCUGCGGACUUUGAUCAGCCAAUACCAGCACAGACAGCACCAUGGCAACAUCAACCCGCUCAGCAUGUGCCUCAACGGCGUCAUUGAUGCCGCCGUGAAUGGAGGCAUUGCCAGAUAUCAGGAGGCCUUUUUCGAUAAGGACUACAUCAGCAGUCACCCGGAGGACACGGAGAGGAUCACACAUCUGAAGGACCUCAUGCAGGAGCAGGUGCACAUUCUCGGAGUGGGGCUGGCUGUUCACGAGAAGUUGGUGCACCCAGAAAUGCGUCCUCUGCACAAAAAGCUUGUAGAUCAGUUCCACAUGAUGAGGACGGGAUUGCACCAUUUUAUGGUUGGGUCCCAGCAGUGUGUUCCCGGCGUUGAUCGGUUUGGCCCAGCAGGCUGUUCAGGGGUCAAYUCUCCCAGAGGCAUCCUCUCCUCCCACAACCACAUGAGUCCUGAGAGUGUGCGCCUCAUGCACAGACACAGCCCUCUGAACCUGCAGGGUUCCAUCCGCCACUCCUCCUCCUCCCUGUCCUCUCACACAUCGAGUGAGGCCGGGAACCUCGUCAUAAUGACCGACGGGCUGAUGGGCGAGCACCCCGAGGAGGCGUUACACAUGCAGCCAAGCCCAUCCUCCUCCAGUUUGAGCUCAAUCCGMUCUAAUUCUUCUCAGAUUAUCAACUCUGCUCCAUCAAGUGCCAGAGGCUCGCCGUCUUUGCCUGAUAAGGCCAAACACAACAGAGAAGUGAUGAUGCUUUUGCCGUCUCACCGCGAGAGAGCCAACAACAUGUACUACAACAUGGCAGAGAACGGACAGCAGAAUAACCACAUGCAGCGUGCCUUACCUCAGCAAGUUAGCCCCUGUAAGCCUUGUGCAGAUGUCCAUAUGACUCUACCAGAGAAGGUGUUUCCCAAUGCUUCCAGCAGCUGGAGUCUUGAUGGAGAAAACAGGGAACAGAUGUCCUACAUGUCAGCUUCUACUGGAGGCGUCAUUAUGCCUCCCGUGCCUCCCAGGUCCUUCCCGUCAGGACAUUUUAUGAUGCAUUGUGAUGCAUUUCACCACCAGAACAGUGACCCUCCUCCUACUUUGCCUGUUCGAUCUCUCCGAAAGUCUCCUCUCCACCCGAUCCCUGGCUCCCCCACCAGUCCUCAGUCGGCUCUGGGUGGCAGUAACUCCACUCUGUCAGGCAGCGCCAGCAGUGGCGUCUCCUCUCUGAGCGAGAGUAACUUUGGAGGUCAGUAUCCUGAUCCUGGUCCCAUCAGGAACGACGCCUUGGAGCCUCUUCCCAGUCACCUGUGGUCCCCACCUGAUGAGUACCUGGCCUCUCCUUACCUGCACAUGCACUACGGUGGACCGGAAAUCGACUCCAUGGACCCGGUUCGGCCCUUCCAUUACCGCAACCCGUCAUCCCACCCGCACACCCACACGCACCCUCACGCUCACACCCACUCUGGGCUUGACAGCCACACUCAUGGGCCUCCCCCCCACCACCACAUUCCUACUCACGGCCCUCACCACAUCUCCUACCGCCGGUCCCAGCCUCCGGCCGUGCCCCCCAAACCCUACCUGAGGGAGGGCUGCAUCCCCGAGGAAGAGCUGACGCCCCAGCCCAUCCCGCUGCCYCGCAGGAUCUUCCACUCCCCCCACGGCCACAGAGAGGAUGCGGGUAAACACGCCUGGGAGCAGUGCAUCAGCGAGGAGCACGAGGAGAAUCAGUGACGGGGGGGAGAAACGCUGCGAAGCUACAGCCUGAGGUCCGGCAACCGUCACCGCUCCGCGUGUGGUUUAAAAAAAAUCUUUGUUGAACAACGAGAUUGAUCAAAAGUUGAUAUUGAUUGUACACAACUGUACAACUUGUCUGUGAGCAUGUUUUUUUUCUUCCCCCAUUUGAAAAUAAUAUGAGAAGUGUUGUGGAACUGUUUAACCAUGAUCAUAGCCAACACGAUCCCAGGCGCAAUCUCAGCUCUGAACUCUCUUCUUGUUGCUUUUCAUGUCGUUUUCACAAACAAAGAAACUGCGGAAGGUCGUUGCUCACAGUCAAGUGACUUCUCUUGUUGAAAUGCUUCAUAUAUACGAAUAGUUAUUUUGAUAAAUUUGCUACAUUCUAGUAUUUUCAAAAUGCUUGAGCCCAUUCCGUUUUUUCAAAAACACUGUUAAGUGCUCCUUAAUAGUGAAUCAUAUCAAAUGGCGCACUGUAAUAUGUGUUGCUGCUGGGCUGUCAUCAAUCGCAGGUCUGUAAGUUUGAACUUGCAGCUCUCCCCUCGGACAUGAAGCGUCUGGAACUCUUUACCAUUUGUACCACGUGUAUGGACGCCUACGUGWAUGUAUUCAGAUGAGAUAGUCUAACCCGUGCUGCACAAACUGCAAAUCCCAGUUUUUUUUUUUUGUUGAAGUGCUUUACAGUCUCCACGUGUCCGUUUGAUGUGGUGAAGAUGUCUUGAGGAAUGAGAGUGUAGACUGGAUGGAAGGAGGAGGGGAUGAGUUCAGGACACAAACAUGUCCCACACUUUGUCAGCUUUCACAGUGAAUGAAGAACAUUACAAAAAAAAAAACUUCUUCGCUUCACACCUCAACCCACUGCUGGACUCUCAAAACCAAUGCCGCUGCUUCUAUCUUGGUUUCUCUCUCUUUUUCUCUCUCCAUCUUUUUUUUUUUUACUUCUCUGUGUGGCGUCAGGUCAGCAGCGUGGGCCGAACCUGGACAGCUGCAGCGGCGCUCGCUUGUACCCGAUGACUCCGCUUGCAGAGCCCACACAGACGGGGUUGMAGUCGCCUACCUGCCUUAAGUGCACUCGAAUGCAGUUUGACCUCUCAUCUGGACUCCCAUUCAGCCAUUUCCACUCUGACUACUGAGGGGAAAGAAAAAAAAAGUCUACCUAAUGAUGUUUUUAUAUGGUUUCAUCCUGCUUUGUCAUUUUGGAGAUUAAUAUUUCCCUUUCUUGCUCACCUUCUGUUGUUUGAAACUGAUGAUGUGUUUUAGGAGAACGCUGAAGGACGAACAGACAGAAAACAGAGAGGUUUAUCGUUUUAUUUUUAUUUGUGGAGUAGAGAAAACAGCGCUGGAAGGAUAUAGCUAAUAUUUUAACACUUACUUGUUUUCCUUUAUUUUUUGGGGUGGCAGGUGGAAGCUUUGUGUUGCUGUGCAUCAAGUUGUCAGCUGACUAGAGGAGAUCUAUUUUUGUAUGUGAGAUCAUGAGUUUGUGUGAGCAUGUUGCAGAAAYACACAGAAGGCCCAGGUACUGCAGAGGCUGCUGUACUUCAUAUGGAGUCGAGGUUAGUCGAUAGAUAUAUAUAUAUAUCAAGUUUGUGAGUAUCUCUGGUGAGUUUGACAGGACAACCGGUGACUGAAGUGAUACUCAGAAUAUAAGUACAAUAGAAUUUUUCAAUGUAAAUUCUGUUAUUGUACAUACAGCAGUAUUGUGAAAUAUUUUUGAGAAUUAUUGCAGAAGCCCCCAAAAAAGGUUUAUUGUUGUUUUGUGUAUAUACAUGUACUCAAGAGAUCAAUGUAAUUGAUAAAUACUUAUAAUCAGUGUUUGGGAAAGGACAAAUUCACUAGACUGUGGCUGUCUCCACCAUUCUUCUCAUACGGAUACUUUAUACACUUUUCAAUGUGCUUUCCUGUACAUAUGGUGUUAGCAUGAUCAAAAAGUGUUUGGUGGUAAAAGUGGUUUUCCUACUCCCAUAAAUGCUGUGGUAUGGAGUUCAUUAACAAUGCCAAACAUUAAAGACAAUCUUUUAUCAGCUCUAA
This is a messenger RNA of Austrofundulus limnaeus, 4801 nucleotides long. RefSeq names its product dedicator of cytokinesis protein 3. Gene Ontology annotation, cellular component: plasma membrane; cytoplasm. Gene Ontology annotation, biological process: small GTPase-mediated signal transduction. Gene Ontology annotation, molecular function: guanyl-nucleotide exchange factor activity; small GTPase binding. The record is from RefSeq and is a predicted model, not a curated record. NCBI's taxonomy places the organism in Eukaryota, Metazoa, Chordata, Actinopteri, Cyprinodontiformes, Rivulidae.